UAAAGCUGAUAUAAUGAAAGUUGAGAUAACAGAAGAUCUGUGUAUGAGGCCUCAACUAGGAGCCCAGGAAGCAGAUAACGCUGAUAUAGUGAAAGUUGAGAUAACAGAAGAUCUGUAUACGUGUGAUCAGGUGAAGACUGAGGAGGAUGAAGUUCCUAUAAAUACGGCUACAGACGCAGAUAACGCUGAUAUAGUGAAAGUUGAGAUUACAGAAGAUCUGUAUACGUGUGAUCAGGUGAAGACUGAGGAGGAGGAGGUUCCUAUAAAUAAGGCUACAGAUGUAAAUGAAGCUGUGAUUUCAUGUUAUACAGAACAAAAGGUUCAAGAUGAUCAGUGCCUACGAAAUAUGCCAGAAGGCACAGAGCAGGAAAUAUGUGAUAAUAUUAGCACAGAUGAAUUCUCAAAAAACAAUAAUCCUAGUCAUGGUCAGAGUGCAAAAACUUCUUUGAACCUUCUUCAAAAUCAUAGAAGCCACGAAGGAAAUGUAUGUUCUGUAUGUGGGAAAUGUUUUAUUCAGAAAUCGCUUCUUAUUAGGCAUCAGAAAAUUCAUUCAAGAGAAAAAGCAUUUUCAUGUUCUGAAUGUGGAAAAUGUUUUACCUGGAAAUCACAUCUUAUUAUUCAUCAGAAAAGUCAUACAGGAGAGAGAGAAUUUUCGUGUUCUGAAUGUGGGAAAUGUUUUACCCGGAAAUCAACGCUUUUUGCUCAUCAAAAAAUUCAUACAGGACAGAAAACAUUUUCAUGUGCUGAAUGUGGAAAAAGUUUUUUCAUGAAAUCAGAUCUUAAUAAACAUAUGAAAACUCAUACAGGAGAGAAAGCAUUUUCAUGUUCAGAAUGUGGGAAAUGCUUUUUCAAGAAAUUAGAUCUUUAUAGACACUUGACAAUCCAUACAGGAAAUAAAGCAUUUUCAUGUUCUGAAUGUGGGAAAGGUUUUACUCAGAAGUCAAAACUUAUUGGACAUCUAAAUGUUCAUAAAGAAGACAAAGCUUUUUCAUGUUCUGAAUGUGGGAAAUGUUUUGCCCAGAAACCAAAUCUUAUUAAACAUAAGAAAAUUCAUACAGGAGAAAAGGAGUUUUUUUGUUCUGUGUGUAGGAAAUGUUUUAGUCAGAAAUCUUAUCUUACUAGACAUCAGAAAAUUCAUACAGGUGAGAAAGCAUUUUCAUGUUCAGAAUGUGGGAAAUGUUUUUCCUGGAAAUCACAUUUUAUUAUUCACCAGAAAAUUCAUACAGGAGAGAGAGAAUUUUCAUGUACUGAAUGUGGGAAAUGUUUUACUCGGAAAUCAACUCUUAUUGCUCAUCAGAAAAUUCAUACAGGAGAGAAAGCAUUUUCAUGUUCUGAGUGUGGGAAAUGGUUUUUCACUAAAUCAGAUCUUAAUAAACAUCAUAAAAUUCAUACAGAAGAAAAAGCAUUUUCAUGUUCUGAUUGUGGGAAAUGUUUUCUCAAGAAAUUAGAACUUUAUAGACAUCUGAAAUUUCAUACAGGAGAAAAGGCAUUUUCAUGUCCUGAAUGUGGGAAAUGUUUUACUCUGAAAUCUCAUCUUAUUAGACAUCUGAAAAUUCAUACAGGAGAGAAAGCAUUUUCAUGUUCUGAAUGUGGAAAAUGUUUCACUCAGAAAACAGAUCUUGUUAAUCACCAGAAAAUUCAUACAGGAGAAAGAGCAUUUGUAUGUUCUGAAUGUGGGAAAUGUUUUACUUGGAAACGCACUCUUAUUAGGCAUCAGAAAACUCAUAGUAAAGGGAAUCAGGGAAAUUAGAUAUUGACCUUUUAUGGUUAAAUCUUUUUUUAUAAAGGGACAGUGUACUGUAAAAUGGUUUUCCCAUUAAUGUGUUUCCAAUGACUUGUUACACCAGCUGCAGAGUGUUAAAUGCAUCAGAAACUGAUUCUGGGUGUGUAAUUUCUUCUGUUGACUUUGUUUACACAGCUUUUCAAUAGUCAAUACCCAAAUAUAAAAACUUUAAGUAAAGGUAAGGAUAACACAGGCAAAAUCAGCUAUUUUAAAUAUUAAAACAAAAGUUAAAGGCACUCUGCAAUUCAAUACACUCCAGCAGGUAAAAUGGAUCCUUGGAAACAAAGUAAAGGGGAGAACAAUUUGGGAUACACUGUCUCUUUAAGUGCAGAGGAUGACACAUAGUCAUCAUCCGCAAAAUGCCUAGAAUGCUUAUGAUGACUACAUCUUGGCCUCCUGGGGGAGCUCUCUCAAAGCUGGUCAUGGCCCACUGCUACUCAAGCAGUUACAAGGUGGCCCAGUAUGUUUAGCAUUGCCAGAGAAAACAGGAAUGCUGAUGAUGUCACCACAUGUGAGUAUGGUGAAGUCAACAAGUAGAAGUGCUGGGGAUGAUUACGUCCUCUCAUCUCAGGCCUAGAAACCUCUUAGACCCACUGUUUGAAAGGCAAUCAACUGCUUUCAACAUGGGCAAAUAAAGUUUAGGCAUAAUGUAAAAAAAUAAUAAACUUUUUUUAAAAAUAAAGGGGUAUCUUGGAACUUAUAUGUCAUAAUGGCCUGGAGACCCCAAGACCUCUUGUUUUAAAGCCCAGAGCCCCUUCUUUUAAAUAAAGUUGCUAUAUGGGUUUUAAUAGUCAGGUGAUUACCUGUCAGGAAAGAAAAUUAUUUAAGUAGACGAUCAUGGUUGCCGCUAUGUACAGAUCUAAUUCAUAUAAAUAUACCCAAAGGCCCUUAUUUAUGAUGUCAAACCCUUGUUUGGUACUGCUGAGGGCAUUACAUCCAGGUGAUCACUGAAGUGACGUUUCCCUAGCUGGAAUUUAAAUUGACCAAGUUUAUAAUUGUGCAGGGUGAGCUCCUAUGUUAACAUCAAAAGUGCAAGAAACAAUUAAUUUUAGGAAGCUUUUGAGCUGCGGCCAUGACGGUUUGGUAAAUACAAGAGCUCCUACAAGGAUGGUUUACAGUCUGUGGAAUAUCAUUGCAUACCAGUUCCAUCCAACCUUCAAACAAAUAGAGGUUUAUCUCACUGUUCUGAACUUUAAAAAAAGCUAAUUUUGAACCUUUAAGUAACCACUGUGUUCCAGAAUGGUUAGUUCAUAUUUUCUGUUAGUCUCUAACUACAUCCCCCAGAAAUAAUAGUAUCAACAAAGAAACUAGAACACUAAAAUUGAGCAGCUCUUAAAACAUCUUGAAGAAGCACUGCUCAAAGUUUAUCGCAAGAGCAACAGUUAUUGAUGGAACAUGAACCAGAGGAGGAUGAAAGGCUGUUGCAAGCAUAUAAAUAAUUGAAGAAUCCUCUCUCACAUGUCGGAAGAGAACCACUGGCAUAUCUUUUGGAAAUCAUUUUGUCAAUUGUGUAAUUGUCAUAAACAGGAGUUGUACAGUGUGUUCCAGGGGUCAACAGUCUAGGGAAGAGUUAAGCUGGGCUUAGAGAUUCCUUUUUUUUCUAAGGCAUUGUAGUCUUACCCUUUGUCAUUACUGAGAUCUCAUGAUAAUGGCCGGACUCACACAAAGAAGAUUAAUUAUUAUCCCACUAUGUUGAGAAGAACUUAGGCGACACAAGAUAAAUACCUGGACUUCUAGCACUAGUAUGAGUCAGCUGUAUAUAUGUCUUCUGAAGAUUAUUUUUUAAUGACUUAUUGAUUAUGUAACUAGAUAGUCUGAAUACAAUAUGUCAUUGUUAUAAUAAUGCUAUGCCUCAAGGUGGAAUUGAUAGCUAUUUAUGCUUUGUAGCGUAGCGAUUAUUCACCCUUUGAGUGAUAAAAUUUCACUCCCCCAAUUACAUAUGCUCUCUUCCCUGUUUGUUAUAAAGUCUGCAGUAUGAGGUUAAAUUGAUGUAUAUAUUAACCACGCUACUGUUACAUCCCUUAUUUAAAGCCGUGAGGUGUGUGAUUCUACUGGGGCAAUGUUUUGGCAGCAGAGGGUGUUGGAUUUUAAUUUACCUUUAAAUUUUACUUCAUUUUUUUUUCUUUGCUGCUGAAAGGUCACAGGUAUUAUAUUUAGCCUUCAGAGAAUAAAUCACUGUCAUGUUCCUUAUAAGGGGUAUAGUCUUAUAGUCUCUCAGGCUUCUUUAUUACUCACUUUUAUAUGUGACUGAUUGAUCAGUGCAAGACUUAGUGGGAACUAUAUGUUUACAAUUAAACGUGUAUCUAAUGUAAACAUUUUUGCUGUUCACUAAUUUUAUCUAUUUUAAUAUUUAAUGAGGUCCAAGACUGGUCUAAUUUCUAUAAAUCACUGUGUUUUCUUACUAGUACAUAUCGUGAAACUAUAUUUGUGUGUUUAUGUUUUUUCUGUAUAUUUAAUAAUAUUACUUCUUCAGUGUAAGCUCACAUGUCCACCUGUCCUGUUGAUCACUUUAUGUAAAGAUGGUUUACAGCUUACAGUGGCUCAAGAGCAGGGCCCUCUACCCUUAUGAUUUAUGUAAAUGUCUUAUGAUUGUUGUACUCCAUAAUGGUAUACCGAUGGUUUAUGUAAAUUAAUUCUGAUUUUUGUACUCCAUAAUGGUAUACUUACGAUUUAUGUAAUUGUCUUCUAUUAUUGUACUCCAUAAUGGUAUACUUAAUGUUACAGCGGUGCCUAUUAAUAAUAAUACCUUCUGAUAUUAGAUUAUUCAUCAUAUAACUUAAGGGGUCCAAGAGUGGCCCCAUAUAGAAAAUAGAAUGUUUCUCUGACAUGUGGCGUAGUCUGCGUUCUCACUCUACUGUUUUGUCUUUUCUUAAUUACAAAAAAUUAGGUGACAAAUUAUUUCACACGUAGAUAUGUUGUAGGCUUUAUUCUUUGUGUAGUUUUGUAUAUUAUUGGUUAUCCAAUACCCUUUUGUACCAAACAUCAAAAUUAAGAUGCUAAGCCAAGUUUCUAAAUGUUCGUAAUUGUGAUUUUAAACCUCAAUAAAGUUGAAAAAAAACCUCCAAAUCCCUUUACUUAA
Bombina bombina (fire-bellied toad) is the source of this 4862-nucleotide messenger RNA. Its product is annotated as gastrula zinc finger protein XlCGF26.1-like. Lineage: Eukaryota; Metazoa; Chordata; Amphibia; Anura; Bombinatoridae. The transcript has 5 exons. The coding region runs from base 14 to 1750 and encodes 578 amino acids. The record is from RefSeq and is a predicted model, not a curated record.